AAAUGUAGUUAAAAUACAACUCUGCCAAUGUUUACAUGAUUAACUUGAGGUUAUUUUUUGGCAACACAUAGAACACCGAAACGAAAAUGUCUAGAAUAAUUUUAAACGCAAUUAGAAAUUCACGUAAUAUUACAAGUAAUAGUAAUAAAUUAAUUCUCAGAGAUGUUAUGCAAAAGAGGGGGCUGAUGCAAAAUGGCUGGAAAAUUCAACAAUCGCAGGCGAGUUCAAAACUAUUGGAAAACCAUCUGAAUGGUGGAAAAAUGCUUCAGCAAUGUCAACGUACAAUGUUUAUACAAACACAAGAUACACCAAAUCCAGACAGUUUAAAAUUUCUACCAGGCAUUGAGGUUUUGGGUAAAGGCAAUACAUAUGAUUUUCCUGCUGUAUCUGCUGCCUAUUGCAGUCCUUUGGCCAAACUUCUGUUCCGCAUUGAAGGAGUACGUUCCGUGUUCUUUGGUAGUGACUUUAUAACCAUUUCUAAAGAAGAGGAGGCUGAAUGGGCUAUUAUAAAGCCAGAAGUAUUCGCUGUCAUAAUGGAUUUCUUUGCCAGCGGAUUGCCCAUAUUGAAUGAAGCCAAACCCAAUGCAGACACAGAAAUCAACGAAGACGAUGAUGAAACUGUGAUGAUGAUUAAAGAGUUGCUGGAUAGUCGCAUUCGACCGACAGUACAAGAAGAUGGUGGUGACAUCAUAUUUAUGGGCUUUGAAGAUGGUAUCGUUAAAUUAAAAAUGCAAGGUUCUUGUUCGUCUUGUCCCAGCUCGAUAGUCACUCUAAAGAACGGCGUGGAAAAUAUGCUGCAAUUCUAUAUUCCCGAAGUACAGGGAGUGGAACAGGUCUUCGAUGAAUCGGAUAAAGUCGCCGACAAAGAAUUUCAAAAAUUGGAAGAGAAAAUAAAUGGAAAAGAAAAGGGCACUUCAACUGAGGCGAAGUAAAGGCAUGACUAUUAAGUUUGAAGGAUAUCAAAACUGACUAACAUUUAUCAUCAGUUGGCGUGAUAGGAUAAAUUUAAGCGUUAUAUUGUGAGUCUAGCUUUAAUAAAUGUUAUUAGCUUAUUGAGA
This is a messenger RNA of Musca domestica (house fly), 1058 nucleotides long. Its product is annotated as NFU1 iron-sulfur cluster scaffold homolog, mitochondrial. The record is from RefSeq and is a predicted model, not a curated record. NCBI's taxonomy places the organism in Eukaryota, Metazoa, Arthropoda, Insecta, Diptera, Muscidae. Gene Ontology annotation, biological process: iron-sulfur cluster assembly. Gene Ontology annotation, molecular function: iron-sulfur cluster binding; iron ion binding. The transcript is spliced from 3 exons. Bases 87 to 932 code for a protein of 281 amino acids. Gene Ontology annotation, cellular component: mitochondrion.